UAGUUCUUAACAAUGGUGCGGCCAUAUGCAGUGAAGGGGAAGAAGAGAAAGAAGACAGUAGAGAAAUAUGACAAAGAAGAAGAAGAAGACGAUGCGCUAGAGUUAGAAGAUGAACAACAAGAACCGGAAGCACAAAAAGAAGAAGAAGAAGAAGAACAUGGUGACUCAGUUGAACUUGAGGGAAUCCCAUUAGCCCCAUCUACCCAAAAGCCAAAGGACCAGCCUGGGCUUAUCUUUAUUCUUGAGAAAGCUUCAUUGGAAGUUGCAAAAGUGGGAAAGACUUACCAGCUUCUGAGCUCUGACGAGCAUUCCCAUUUCUUAAUGAAGAAUAAAAAAAAUCCUGGAGAUUACAGACCUGAUAUUACUCAUCAGGCUCUACUAAUGAUUUUAGAUAGUCCACUUAAUAAAGCUGGGAGAUUGCGAGCAGUGUAUGUGAGAACAGAGAAAGGUGUUCUUAUUGAAGUUAAACCAUAUGUUCGGUUACCAAGAACUUUUAAAAGGUUCAGUGGUGUCAUGUUGCAACUCUUACAGAAACUUAGCAUAACUGCUGGUGGUAAGCGCGAAAAACUUUUAAGGGUGAUCAAGAAUCCUGUCACCCAAUAUUUGCCUGUCGAUUCUCGCAAAAUAGGCCUAUCAUACAGUUCAAAGAAAUUGGUGAGAAUGCAAGACUAUGUCACUACACUUAGCGAUGAUGCGAACCUUGUUUUCGUGGUUGGUGCGAUGGCUCACGGGAAGGUUGAACCAGACUAUGUUGAAGACCACGUAGCCGUUUCUGGGUUUCCUCUGAGUGCUGCAUAUUGUACUACAAUGAUUUGCCAGGCAUUGGAGAAAAAGUGGAAUAUACUGUAAUCUGUGUCCUUCCAAUCAUUUGAUUUAAUUUCAAGUAGUUUAUUUGUUCUUGAAAUAUGGUUCUUCUUCUUUUCGGUGUAGAAAGAUAAAUAGCCAUUUUUGUCCUUGUCCAAGAAACGUAGUAUUGAGUAUUUUAUUAUUAUUGGCAAUAUAGUUUGUUUGUAUAAAAGUAAAAAGAAAUGAAGCUUAUUUGCAAGACAUUAGAAGAUGGCAACUGUAAGACUUGUUUUAUAUGUCAUUCAAUUCCAAGUUUUGUUAGAGAUAAA
This is a messenger RNA of Cannabis sativa, 1115 nucleotides long. RefSeq lists its product as uncharacterized. Gene Ontology annotation, cellular component: small-subunit processome; nucleolus. The record is from RefSeq and is a predicted model, not a curated record. NCBI's taxonomy places the organism in Eukaryota, Viridiplantae, Streptophyta, Magnoliopsida, Rosales, Cannabaceae. Gene Ontology annotation, molecular function: rRNA (pseudouridine) methyltransferase activity; rRNA binding. Gene Ontology annotation, biological process: rRNA base methylation. Bases 13 to 849 code for a protein of 278 amino acids. The transcript has 7 exons.